ACUAAACAACGAAGCAAAAAAAAAAAGAGAAAACAAAAAAAACAAAACGGUUUCUAAAUUAAUUCACCACCAUUCAAUUACAAGCUAUCUUGGCCGCCAAUUUCAUCGACAAGCACAUAGUGUUACUGCACUGUUCAACUAGGUACUCAAUCCCAUACAGAUUCUCUCGGAAUUUCCGCCCGCUACCAAAUAACAAGCAACUCUUCCCCUUCGCUGAAGAUUGGCUGGCUCACUGGCUACUCACUGGCUUUGUACUACUGUACCGAUUUAUUCACACCAAGACACAGACUUGUGAACCCCCAUCACUCGUUACCCUGUACCAAUUUGAUAUUGCAUGCAGAUUUCAUUUUUGAUUGGUUUAAAGGCCACGGCAAUUUACGAAACACAUCCUCCACUCAAAGCGGCGGACCCUCCAAAGUUCAAACGAAGGUCUGAGCAGUGACCGAAGAUAUGGAUCAAGAAAUCAAAACAACCAGCCGUAGGUUAACUAAGUUAACUAAAAGGCCACCACCAUCCAAAGCUAUAGCUUCAUUCGAGGCAAGACAAAAAGAUAAUUCAUCUUUCCCCUUUCAUACAUCUUUACGAAGUCAGCGAAGCUCUGGAAGCUUACAGCGAGCCCCGUCGGCACCUUCUUACCCCAGAUCUUACUACAACCCCCAAGGUCAUACCCGAAAACUCACCUCACCAAAUCCCGCAUCCAGUAAUUCGUCUCUCGAGCAUCAGUAUUCGCAUCCCUCUCCAGUAUUGGCCGGUUCAGAAUUCGUGCUUCAGCCCAUGGGCAUGGGAGGAGCGAAUGAUAAUCGACGUUCCAUUCCAUCGCGACCAAUAAGUGAGAAAAGUUCUGAAGAGUUUAUCGGUGCUCCCUUUGAUAGUUCUGGUAUAUUUAGUCACAUCGAUUCGGCAAAGUCUUCUAGUGCUCAAAAUACUUUACGACGACCACCACCGCCGACGUUAUCGCAUACGAGUCCGGCAUAUACUGUGAGCCCACAGUUACGGCAAUCUGCAAGUUUUACCGCAGGCGAUAAGAUGAACGAAAAAGCCCCUCCACGUGUGGGCGAGAACCAGCUCAUCAGCCCGAAAAGAUACUCUGACGAAACCAAGGAACCAAAAACUGGAAUGCUAAGAAAGAAGUCAGGUUUCUCUGGUUUUAUGAGCAGUAUCGGUGUUGGCUCGCCAAGAGGAGUCAAAAUUUCGGCACCUGAGAAUCCUGUACACGUUACUCAUGUUGGGUACGAUAAUACAACGGGACAGUUCACUGUAAGUAUCUCGAGUGACGAAUUGCCCCGCUUCAGAUCUAUUGCAUAUCUGACCGAUUCAUAGGGGCUGCCAAAGGAAUGGCAGCGUAUGAUCAACGAAAGUGGAAUCACGAAAAAGGAACAAGAGCAACAUCCGCAAACAAUUGUCGAUAUCGUGGGUUUUUACAAGGAGAAUACGGAUAAAGGUGGCGAGGAGAUAUUUGACAAAUUCGAUCAUGCAAAAGUGCCAGAGAUUGCGAUGGCGCGCCCUGUGCCGCCGCCAUUGCCAUUGUCUCCGGGCUUCAGCACCUCAAAUUAUGGCUCAAUUACCCCGAUGAUGAGUCCUCCAGCGAGUCCUCGAUUCCCUGCAAAUAACGAGUCGAAUUUCGAGAAUCCAAGAUCACCGCCGCCGAUCCCGCGCGGAACACCAAGUAUAGGUUCUCAAUCCAAGCCUGAGCUCAACGGAAUCAUACCCAACAGACCAGCCCCUAGGCCACCCGUAUCGAUGCAAGGACCGUCUCGAAUUGCACCCCCACCAUCUGCCGCUGGCAAAGAUUCUGGGAUUGGGAUGACUCGUCAGAGUGAUGAUUUACCGGCAUUGGCAUACGUCCCUCCGACUGUGCAGGACAAUGGUCCUAUGCUCCCAGAGGAACACAGGUCAAGGUCAAGAUCGAAUUCAAAAGUCAAUGGCACAUCGCCAUAUGCAACUUCAGUGCCAACAUCUCCACAAGUCUAUCAACAACAAAUUUUGCAUCACCAGGAGCAAGCGAUGCAGCAGGCUCAACAGGCAAUGAGUCGGUCGAUCAGCGUUAAGAAGCCCACUCAACAACCUACUCCACCAACACCUCAAGGUCAAUUUUCGGCGAAUGGUAUUCCAAACCCGGCCCAACAACCUAGACAAGUACCAGGCCCGCGCCCCAGACAAAGAACGCGACAAAGCACCGGUUUUGAUAUAGUUGCAAGGUUGAAGCAAAUCUGCACAGAGGGUGAUCCUCGAGAAAUUUACAAGGAGCUCACUAAGAUUGGUCAAGGUGCAUCAGGUGGUGUCUAUACUGGUUAUGAGAGAGGGACAAACCGAUUGGUGGCCAUUAAACAAAUGAAUCUCGAACAACAGCCAAAGAAAGAUUUAAUCAUUAAUGAAAUUCUUGUCAUGAAAGACAGUUCCCACCCGAAUAUAGUCAACUUUAUUGAUAGUUUCUUAGUUACUGGGGAACUCUGGGUUAUUAUGGAAUAUAUGGAGGGUGGAAGUUUGACGGAUGUUGUUACUUUCAAUAUCAUGUCUGAGGGUCAAAUUGCAGCUGUUUGCCGGGAGACUUUGAAGGGUUUACAACAUUUACAUUCCAAGGGAGUCAUUCAUCGUGAUAUCAAGUCGGAUAAUAUCCUGUUGUCAAUGGAUGGAAACAUCAAACUGAGUAAGUUUUCUACCCUCCGACAUUUGUGAUCCCAACCCUAAUGUCUUUUGCAGCUGAUUUCGGCUUCUGCGCCCAAAUUAACGAAGCUCAUAACAAACGUACUACCAUGGUUGGUACACCUUACUGGAUGGCACCUGAGGUUGUGACGCGCAAAGAAUAUGGGCGCAAGGUUGAUAUUUGGUCUCUUGGUAUCAUGGCCAUUGAAAUGAUUGAAGGGGAGCCGCCCUACCUCACUGAAUCGCCCCUGAGAGCUCUAUACCUGAUCGCAACGAAUGGCACUCCUGCUAUCAAGAAUGAACAGGAUUUGAGUGCUGUCUUCCGAGAUUUCCUCUACUUUGCGCUCAAGGUCGACCCAGAGAAGCGAGCUAGUGCUCAUGAUUUAUUAAGAGUAAGUUUAUUCCUUCACGCUAUCCAAGAUCAACCGAGGCUAAUAAAUAUCUUUUGUAGCACGAUUUCAUGAAACAAUGCACAGAACUCAUACAAUUAGCACCCUUGGUACGAUCUGCACGCAACGCCCGAGCGCAGGAAAAGGCCCAGAAGGCACUAUCAUGAUCUUCACAAAGUUAGAUCAUGAACGAAUGACGAAUUCAAACAUGAUGUUGGCGCUACAAUGUUGCAUUGGAGCAAUGAUUUGACUCACCCUGGCGUUCUAUGGCGAAAUGUGGCAAGGAAUGGCCUCACUUGCUGGUCGCAUAUAUUUGUUACCUUGGAUAAAGCACAUGAAGCCAUUACAUUACCUCUACUUUGUAGUAUUUUUUUGUUCUUUGGUUUCGGGACUCGUCAUAGAUUGAUGCACAUAGCUGGAUAUAUGGUGUGCAAAGCCAAGGGAAGCAAGAAUUUUUGUAUCAUGAGCGCUUUUUUUCGAUCGCAUCAUAUGUUAACAUUUGCAGCAAGCGAAACCACCUUUCAUCGCGAGCAAAAGCUUGUAUUUGCAAUUACAACGUUUGGCUAUUUUGUUCUUCUCUCAAGCCAUAACACAAACCUUUGUUCAAAUUUACUCAUUUUCCUUUUUCUGGUUAGGUGGAAAUGGAAAAACUCCUUUACAUAUAUGAAAUGUAGGGCUCUCCGUGGAGGAGAUUGGGAGGACUUGGAACCACCGUUGAAUUUGGAUAAAGACAUUAUGACACACAUUUAGAAGACUUGGUCGGCGGUGGAUGGUUGGCGAAUAUAUGAUAUCCUGAUUAAAUUCAAAAAAUUAACUUUUGCCUUUAUCUUAACGCUUGGAGGAAUAGGAUCGCCAAUAGAAGUUGAGGGUGAAGGAAAGGAAUAGGGCAUUUGUAUUAAUGGUGGAGCCUUGUUUGAUCACCCUCAUAGGCUUUUCUUAUGAGUGUUAUUUGGUGUGGGGAUUUUCCUUUGG
This is a messenger RNA of Sclerotinia trifoliorum, 4004 nucleotides long. The record is from the annotation of a GenBank genome assembly. NCBI's taxonomy places the organism in Eukaryota, Fungi, Ascomycota, Leotiomycetes, Helotiales, Sclerotiniaceae.